AUGAGCCUGGAGCUAUCAUUUGCGCGCCCUUACCCGUGCCUGGGCGUGGUGUGCGGCGCGGGCCGCGAGUGCCGCCUGGACGGCGCCGGCUCCGCGGUGUGCCAGUGCCGGCGCCGCUGCCCCAGGAGCCGCGGCCGCGGGCACGCGCGCGCCGUCUGCGGCACGGACGGCCGCCGCUACGCCUCGCACUGCCACCUGCACCGCGCCGCCUGCCUACAGCGCCGCCACGUCGCCGUCGACCACGACACGCCCUGCACAGGGCCCCCCCGGCCGGCGGCGCUCGCCGACAGCAGCGGUCCAGCGGCUGCGGACGCCGAGUCGGAGGCCGCGCCGGCAGACCUGGCCCCGCCCCCGCCGCCGCCGCUGGUGCUGGCGAAGCAAGCAGAGCCGCUGGGAGAGGACGACCAGCAGCUGAACGCCGUGCCUGAGGGGCCGCCACGCGCCGACUGCAGCCAGCAGCAGUACGACGUCAUGAAGGAUAACUUGCUGCUCUACAGCCACGCGAAACUCACAUCGGACGACAACCGCACGCCGGGUAGGGAGUACCUGGUGACGGCCAUGUUCACCCACUACGACAGCAACGGGGACGGCGCGCUGAUGCAAGAAGAGCUGGACAAGGCUGGCCGCUCGGACGAGGCGGGCCUCGACGCAUCGGGCGACAGCGGCGGCUGCCAGCUGGCCCACAUGCUCGCCUUCGACGACGCGGACGGCGACGGCCGGCUCAGCCUCAGCGAGUUCUACGCCGCCUUCAGCAAGCUCUACAGCGUGUCGGUGGUGUCGCUGGACAAGGCGGUGCAGGUGCGGCGGCUGCGCGCGCGCGUCGGCGACAGCGUCGAGGUGCGCUGUGACGUCACCGGCGCUCCGCCGCCACCCAUCGUGUGGCGGCGCCACGGAGCCGACCUGGCGCAGCUGCCCGCCGGCGCCGCAGACGACUUGCGCGUCUUCCCGGACGGCUCCCUGUUCCUGCCGCGAGUCCAGCUGGUGCACGCCGGCAACUACACCUGCCACGCCCAGCGCAACGAGGACGUCGUCCAGACGCACGUCCUCACCGUGCACACUACGCCUCGGGUGAAAGUCACACCCCGAAUCCAGUCGAAACGACCUGGAGAAGAGGCCACCAUGUUCUGCCACGUCAUCGGAGAACCUUUCCCUAAGGUGGAGUGGCUGAAGAACGACGAGCCGCUGCGGCUGACGCAGCGCAAGUACGAGCUGGUGGGCAACGGCACGGAGGUGCGCGUGCGCAGACUCGCCUACGCCGACACGGGCGCCUACUCGUGCAGCGCGCGCAGCGCCGCCGGCGCCGCCACCGACCUCUCCUCGCUCGUCGUCCAGGACGACCCCGCGCCCACAUCACCGAAGGAGGAGCGGCGCUUCUUCGCUUUCCAUGACUUUGGAAUCUCGGUGUACGAGCCGACGGCUUGUCGCCUGUACCAUCACAUAAGGGGCAGCGACAUCAUACCUGGCACACAGCGUCAGUUGGUGUGCGGCAGUAGCGGUACCGCUUGCAGCUGGGGACAGGCCAUCAAUGUGGCCAACCGCUACGUGUACGUGGCGCAGCCCCGCAACGACCGCGUGCUCGUCAUCAGCAAGAUCCAGAUGGUCGUCGUCGACGUGGUGACGACGGACAAGAUGCCGGUGGAGCUGCACUACGUGCCGCACCUGGACCAAGUGUGGGUGCUCAACUGGCGGUCGGAGCGCGACCGCGGUGUCAAGACGGUGCAGGUGAUCCGCGACGCCGCGCAGAAGCGCAAGCACCACACCGUCCAUCCGGAGCCCAUAGACGGACAGUUCGACCUCGUCAGCGGACUCUUCAUUCCUCCUAUACAGGACGUGGAGCACGAGUUCCGACACGGCUACGUGUCGCACGCGGGGCGCCGCGGCCUGCUCAAGCUGGAGCUGGCCUCGCUGCGAUACCUGCGCGCCGUCGACCUCUCCGAGCGCUCCUGCCUGCCGCGCCACCUGCAGUUCUCCUCGCUCUUCGGGCUGGUGGUGGUGGAGUGCGAGGAGCCGGCGACGGGCCAGCCGGCGGGCCAGCUGGUGCUGGACGCCGUGACGGACGCCGUCGUGUCGCAGCGGCCCUCGCUGCUGGGCCGGCCGCACCUCAGCCCAGACAGCCGCACCCUCGUCACGCUGCACCGCGCCAGAGACGGCGUCACGCUCGUCGUCCAGCGCGUCGCGGACGGUGACCUGAGGUUCUCGUUCGACGUAAAGACGACGCUGAACAUCAGUGACGUGGCCUUCUACCCGUCACGCACGACGCACGGCUACGACCUGUACGCGAGUGCGUCAGACAAGGAGGACGUCCUCUUCCUGGACCUGUCCUCAGGCAAGGUGGAGGUGAUAACGGGCGUCGGGGCGGCGAUGCCGGCGCAGCUGGCGGAGUGGGGGGCGCCCAACCGGCCGAUCGCGGCGCCCGGCGUCUUCGGCCGCUACCUGGCCACCGCCGCCGCCGACGCGCUCUUCGUGCUCAACGGCGCGACGCGCACCGUCAACUGCGAGGUCAGCCGCGUGGCGCUGCCGCGUGCGCUCGCCUGGGUCUCCAUGCGGCUGCAGUGA
This is a messenger RNA of Schistocerca nitens (vagrant locust), 2556 nucleotides long. RefSeq names its product follistatin-related protein 5-like. Gene Ontology annotation, molecular function: calcium ion binding; protein binding. The record is from RefSeq and is a predicted model, not a curated record. NCBI's taxonomy places the organism in Eukaryota, Metazoa, Arthropoda, Insecta, Orthoptera, Acrididae. The transcript is spliced from 15 exons. Gene Ontology annotation, biological process: cell differentiation; regulation of BMP signaling pathway; multicellular organism development. The coding region runs from base 1 to 2556 and encodes 851 amino acids.